AUGUUACCGGAUCAUCUCUCGAAAAGGGGUGCCAUAGUAACCAUCAAACGCUGGACAGACAAGGACAUCAUCACCGCCAUCCUAGACAGUGACCUGGUGACUUUUCUCUGGGCCGAAGACUACAUCCAAAAUCCUGUUGCCUUUCGUGAAUUUCUGGAAACAGCCAAGAAAGCAAUCCAAAUGGAUCAAAAUGGGGCAAACUCUCUCUGCGUAAUGAAUCAUAUCGACCUGGUCCAAUGGAACAUGGACAAGAACUAUCUCCUUGAUAUGCAACGAGCUGGGUUCGACAUACCCAUGACCGAAAUCAUCGAUGCAGAGCAAUUUUCGUCCGCGUCUGCUUUGCACCAACGACUACAGACUUUUCAAUUAUCGGGCUCUGUUGUGCUCAAACCGUCUAUAUCUGCAUCCUCCAACAAUACCCGACUCAUUCCCGAUAUCUCAACACUAUCAAGCGACGAUACCGUAUAUCUAGACUCAUGCACGAAGGGUGAUUUACAAAGCUCGAUGGUCAUACAGCGAUUCGAACCAGCCAUCGCCACAGGCGAAUACUCUUUUGUUUUCAUCGGGGAACGGCUUUCUCACGUUGUGUUGAAAACCCCUAAAAUCGGUGAAUUCCGCUGUCAGGAGCAUUUCGGUGGCCUGACUUGUCUUAAGCCGAUCGAUUCAAUCCAGGGGAGAACAUUAUCAAUAGUGAAUGCUGCCUUCGACACCCUCAGAGUGUGGUUCGGGAAGGGAUCAACGGGUGAGAUGGGAUAUGUGCGUAUCGAUGGUUUGGUUACCGACGAAAGAGCCUUCAUAUUGAUGGAGAUUGAAGCCAUCGAGCCUCACCUUUAUCUCGAAAUGGAGGGCCUUCAAGACAUGGUUUCUCUCCUGUUAACAUAG
Molecule: messenger RNA, 882 nt
Organism: Penicillium samsonianum
Lineage: Eukaryota; Fungi; Ascomycota; Eurotiomycetes; Eurotiales; Aspergillaceae
Product: ATP-grasp domain-containing protein
Exons: 1
Coding region: 1-882 (293 amino acids)
Source: RefSeq, a predicted model, not a curated record